UUUAAACAGAACAUCGAAGAUUGAAUUACGUUUUUACAAGCUAUUCUUUUGAAUCUGAUCUCGAUAUAUAUUAUCUUAACUGAUAGUGCUAGCAUUAUUUGUGCUCAUCACUUGUUAGGAGAUACAUUUCAGGAUGACAAACAUUUUAUUUAUCAUUCAAAUUUUAUUUUCGUUGUUUAUUCCUAUCUGGUUGUACUUUUGGAUUAACAAAAAGUGCAAGGAGCAGAGUACAUCCUGUUUGGAUUUGAAACACAAUGUAUCAAAUAUACAUUUCCUGUUGAAACAUUGGUGGGCAGAGCAUUGCAUUCAGAAGAACAAGAGGAAAGAAAAAAACUCGCGUAAUGAUAAGGAAAAACAUGUGACAAAUGCAAAUAUUGAAGAUAAAGAUGGUGCCAACAGUGUAUUCUUUUAUGCCGCAGACCAAAAAGGAAACUCCUUGUUUGUUAAAUUUACUCACAGAGCAUCCAAGAUAGCAGAAGUAUCACUGCAACUUACUACGUCUGAUGGACAAGUAUACGUUUUACCUGCCUACCCAGACACUACAUUGACGACUGGUCUGAACCAAGGAUGGACCGCUGCGGGUCUUAAAAUCGAAUUUUUAGAAUCCGAGCGACGUUGGAGGAUAAUUUACAAUGGGAUGCUGCGGAACUUGUCUCGCGGUGAUGAGUGCACCGACGAUAACGUCGAACAUAUUCGUUUGAAUUUCAUAUUUAUCGCGCGUAGAUCAGUGUUGAGAUGGCCAGAAGAUUGGAGCACACAAUUACACGCGGAAGCGUUAGCUUGCGAACGAUGGGAAAGUUCUGAAUGGAUAAAUAAAAUAAAAUUAUUGGAACACACAGGAUAUGAUCUAUUUGGAUCUAUGCUUGGUCAAGUGACAUAUAAAAAUGGAUCUAUUUCGACACUAUAUUUGCGUGGACUUCAUCAGCACCGCUGGGGGAAGCACGAAUCUAAUGAAUUUCAUGAAUCAGUUGUGUUGUUUGGAGUAUCGUCAUACGGGGCUACGUUUUAUCUCGACAUGAGUAGUACAAAACACAGUUUUUCUCAAAUACAGUUUGGUCAGUUCAGUGAUAAUAACGAAGAGAUCCGUACGAUUAAUAAAAUAGGGCUUACACUGUCCGAUUUCAAAACUGAGAAAUUUAAUACUAGUACGGAAUACAAAACGUGGUUUAUAGCUAACAAUAAACGAUAUGACGUUUCUGUAAAACUUGGUAAUUCGGUUAAGUUUUAUUACGGUCAACCAUGGAAUUGGUCAAAUAAAGUCGUUACCGUAAAGUUAGAUGUGAAUGGAAUAUCCGGCACUGGAUUACUACAAUUGCGGUGUCCUUAUGACGGACCGUGUGAAAAAAAGACACGUCCACAAUUGCAAUUUUUGAAGUCCAUUGACACCUACGUUCAAAAGAACGAUUACGUCGUUCGAUUUGAUGAUGGAAAAUGUCAGAACGAAAGUAUCGUUGGUGGAAAAGGAUUAUCACUGGCUAUGUUAACUUCCAUCAAGAAUGCAGAUUUCACUGUGCCGGAAGGAUUCUGUGUGACUACUUUUGCCCUUGAAUUGCAAUUACGCGCCCACGAAAAAUUGAAGAGGAUAAUUGACGAUAUCGAAAGUGUCAGUGUUGGAAAGAAGGAUGGCGACUUCGAGAAACACUGCGAGGAUGCUAUGCGUGUUGUCGAAUCUACCCCUAUAGUCGAAGAAGUGAAGAAUGCAAUUAUACAAGCGAUAGAAGAUUUAGAAUUAGAAAAUGAUAAGAAACCGUACAAAUAUGCGAUUAGAUCAAGCGCUGUAGGCGAAGAUAGCGAAGAAACUUCAGCGGCUGGUCAAAAUUCGACGUAUCUGGGUAUUCGUGAUGUGGACAAUAUCAUUAAGAGCGUAGCCAAAUGUUGGGCAAGUUUAUUUUCGUAUCAGAGCGUCAGAUACAGGAAACAGCAUGGCAUGUCUGUAAAAACGUCAAUGGGAGUGUGUAUACAAAGAAUGGUAGACGCUGAUGCUGCUGGCGUCAUGUUCACCAGGCAUCCGACCACUGGUGAUCCUUCGGAAAUUAUUAUUACGGCCAAUUACGGAUUAGGAGAGUCCGUUGUGUCGGCAACAGUUGAGCCGGAUACGAUAACUGUUCAUAGAAGCUGGAAUAAUAAAUUAAGUAUGAAAAGUUCAACAGCAGGAAAUAAAAGGGAAAAAAUACUAUCAGGUGAUAAUGGAGUGGUUACGAUUGAAUUAAAUGACCAAGAGAAGGAGAUAGUGUGUUUAUCAGAACAAUUAUCGCUACGUCUAGCCGCUAUAGGGAUGAAUUUAGAAUAUUUGUUCGGCAGUCCUAGAGACGCUGAGUGGGCGGUGAUCAAUGAAGAUAUUUAUUUACUCCAAGCACGACCUAUCACUACUUUAUACACGUGGACAGAUUUUGAGUUGAUACACGAAAACGAUACAGGUGUUCCUAGCGACAUCGACAUAAUUACGUUUGCUAAUGUAGGCGAAGUAUUUCCGAAUCCGGUGUCACCUUUAACAACUUCUGUUGUACUGGGCACAUUUAAUUCGGGGGUAGCUAAUGUGUUUAAAACUUCGACUCGUAGUUUCUUCCAUGUCGUCAGUUUGAGAUCUGCCGUGAAUUAUUAUGACAUGUUCUUACCGCGACCUGGUAAAACGGUGUCGCUUAUGAAUAAAAUUAGUGACAUAGCUGUUUGUGGAAACGUCGUAAUAACACCGGAGAUCCAUAGGAUCGCUUGUGAGAGAAACGGUAAAGCAACUACUUUUCUUGAGCUAUAUGGAUUCUACGACAUGGUGAAAGCUGCGAUGAAGAAUAGCGAAAUCGAAGAAACUGCGAAAAAGUGCCGUGAAUCUUUAGUAUUUAAUGCAGAUGAUUUUCAUACUGCUCAUAGUUUGUACAAUGAAAUUAAUCAGCAAUUGGAGAAGUUUAUAAUAAUUGGUGCAUGUCAUAUGCAUACAACAAGGGUCAGUAUUAUUUAUCAAAUCAUUGUAUUAUCAUUGCUGACGAAAGGCUACGAGAACUUGGUGUCAGACCAUUUUUCCGACAUCGCACUUGUAUUAGGCUCUUGCAGCGAAAUCGCUAGCGGCGAAGUGGUAACUGGUCUUAAAAAAAUAUUGAGGUGCAUUAAAACAUAUGAGAAAAACGACGAAUUUCAAAAGAUAGAUCCCCUUGAAGCCAUAAACUGGUUAAAAGUUAAUUGUCCGAUUGCUGCGAGCGAAAUAGAUAUUUUUCUUAAAACUCAUGGUCAUAGGUGCAUUCAAGAAAUGGAUUUCUUGUCAGAACCAUGGUCCCUUAAACCCGAGAAUCUUAUUAGGACGCUUCAGAUGAUGAAGAAUACUGAUAUAGCCAAUUCGAACAAAGCACUGACCGCAGAGGAUACGAUAGCGCUAUUAAAGACACCAAAAUCAUCGCUCACGAAAUGGAUUCUGAAGAAAGCUGUGCCACAUUCUAGGAAAGCUGUAGUACGUCGAGAACUGACGAAAGCGAUAUUGGUAGAUCUUAUACAUAUAUUUAGAUUGGCUUAUAGAAGACUAGGAAAAUUGAUGGUUUUGGAAGGAUAUUUACCUGAAGAGGAUUUAAUAUUCUUUUUAACGAAGGAAGAGAUAGGACAGAUACUAAAUGAUCAUAAUACUGCACUCGUACAAAAAGCUUUCCGAAGGAAGAGACUUUUUCCUCGCCUGUACGAGUUAAGGUAUCCAGAAAUUAAUAUUGGAAUGCCGAUUCCUGAGAAGGUUGAUUUAGAUGUAACGAUUGACGAAGACUCUAUGAAAGUUCAAGGGACACCCGUGUGCGGUGGUUCUAUUUCGAAUAGAGCAUGCGUAAUCACAGAUAUAGCAGAUGCCAAAAAUAUACAACAAGGUGAUAUUCUAAUCACCCGUUCGACCGAUGUUGCUUGGAGCCCAUACUUCCCGCUACUGAGCGGUAUUGUUACGGAACUGGGAGGACUUAUUAGUCACGGAGCUGUGGUAGCCAGAGAAUACGGGCUUCCAUGCAUAGUCGGGGCUAAGAAAGCAACACAACUUUUCCAAACAGGGGACAUUGUAUUGUUAGCCGCGGAUGCUGGUGUCUUACAAUUGGUGAAGAAACACAAUUAAAAAGAAUACAAUUUUAUUUUCUCUUGUACCACGUAUAUUUGUUUCAUAUUGAUAGCAAAUUAUGUAGGGACUGGAAUAGAGAAAUUUACUGUAACGAUGAGGUAAAGUUAACAAUAUCAAAAUGCGCACAAUAAAUACUUACUUAAACCUUUAAA
This is a messenger RNA of Ceratina calcarata, 4224 nucleotides long. RefSeq names its product putative phosphotransferase YvkC. NCBI's taxonomy places the organism in Eukaryota, Metazoa, Arthropoda, Insecta, Hymenoptera, Apidae. Gene Ontology annotation, biological process: phosphorylation. Gene Ontology annotation, molecular function: kinase activity; ATP binding. Bases 134 to 4069 code for a protein of 1311 amino acids. The record is from RefSeq and is a predicted model, not a curated record. The transcript is spliced from 17 exons.